CCGCAUUUAAACGUGUUCUUAACAAGGAAGUGUGACGGGAAAAGCCCGUUUCUGUUAUUCAGCGAUGUUAUGCUGUAGUUAAUUACAAAUUCUGCAACAAAUACUACAAUUGGAACACUCCAGUGAUGGCAUCUAAAGGAGCCAAGGAAACUUUUGCAAAUAAACUAGGAUUUAAAAGCAGUGGUUCAAAGGCUGUAGAAGCUGAGCUUGAGAAACUGAAGAAGGAAAAUGCCCAGUUGAAGAAGACUUUGGAUGAAAUUUCAAAACGAAACGGAAGGCAUCAUCUGACACGUCCUGAUUCAGAUAAGGCCAAGCUGCUGGAGAGAAUUUUGUCACUGGAGACACUGAGGGAGAGAAACGCACAGCAGCUGCUGGCUAAAGAACAAGAGAUCUCCACCAUGAGGCAGCAGCUGCAGGCUGAAGGUGGAGAGGUGGUGGCCUCGCUGCAGAACCUGCUGGAUCAGAAAAGGCAGGAGGCAGAACACAGAGAGAAGCUUUUUCAAAACCUUUCCCAGGAGACAGAGGACCUGAAAAACAAAUAUUUGGCUGUCACAGCGAAGUGCCAAACACUUGAAAAGCGCAGUACAGACAUGCAGGUUCCUUCAGGUGAGAUUGCCAUGGUCGAGGAGCAACUGCGAGAUGCUCUGGAAAAAAAUCAGCACUGGCUUGUUUAUGACCAGCAGAGAGAGGCCUAUGUUCAGGGGAUUCUGGCCAGAAGUGCAGAGCUCGAGCAGCAGUUAAACCAAGUCAAGCAAACACUAGAACAGCAGCACAAAGAGACCAAUUCAGAAGGUCAGUCAUCUGCCUCCAUGCAGCAGGAGAAGAAGCUGCAGGAGAGCCAGAGAGAGAUGGAGGAAGAACGCAAAAGGGCAAGCUGCCUACAGGCCGAGCUGGUGGAGCUGAAAGCCAAGUAUGAAGAGAAGAGCCGUGAGGUGGUGCGAGCCCAGGAGGAGCUGCAAGAGGAGCGGAAAAGUGGCCGACGGACUUUAGCAGAGGAAAGGAAGCUGAACACCGCGCAAGUAGCCAGACUGCAAUGCGAGAUAGAGGUGGCUAAUGUAAGGCUUGAGGAGGAAAAGAAGAGAGCUGCUGAACUGCUACUGCAGGUCAACCUUGUUCAGAAAUCUCUACUGGCUCAGCAUGAAAAUCAGAAAAGAAUGGCUGAUUUAGAGAAACAGAUCCAGUUGUCUGCUAGAGAUUUUGAGAACGAGAAACUGGACCGACAAAGUGUACAGCACCAGCUCCACAAAGUGCUGAAGGAGCUUCGCAAGGCUAGAGACCAAAUCGCAUGCUUGGAGUCAGCAAAACCGCAGCGAGAAACUCGGUUCUCUGAGCCAAGCUCAUACACCAGGCUGGAUUUGGAUAAGAGGACCAGUCAGGACCGUAUCCUGAACCCCACAUCUCCAUUAAAGAGCUCCAACAUGUUGGAUGAGAGCUUUCUGGAGUGUCCCAACUGCAGGGCCUCAUACCCUGUCAGCCAGCACAGAGAGCUCCUUGCACAUCUUGACUACUGCUUUAAUUAAGGGAUUAAGGCUUGAUAUUGCUUAUAUUUUCCAUUUUUACCCCUUUUUUAUGUCUUUGUAUCAGAUUUUUUUAUUUUUGUAUUCCAAAGAGAAUUUCCACUGUUGUUUUUUCAUUUAGUUUUGGAUUAAUCGAUGGUGUGCUUGAUAGGCUUUUGAGUAUUUGCAAAGGUAUUGCCUUUCCAUUAAUGUGCAGCAUAAUUAAAAUACAUGUUAACUUAUGUUAGUUAUUUUUGGGGAACUCUGUAAUGUACGGAAGUGUCAAGUUUUCUUACCUAGUAUCACCUCAAAGGUGUUGAAGUGGUACAGGAUAGACUCACUUUCAGUAGUCUGUCCUGAUGCUGGAAAUCAGAUCUGUCUUGAAUUAGGCUGCAUGUGUGUAAAUCCUUGUAUUAGACCUAUUUAAAGCAUGGAGAUUACUGAGACUGCAGGGGAAAGGAGGCUAAGGAUUUCUCAAUUCAGAAAAUACACCCAGGUGGGAUCCCUCACAUAUAGCUGCCAAGUAAGGUUAAGCAGAAAAAGCCUUAUGAUCUCUAUCUUUUUAUUUUAAGUAAAUUGUAUAUAUGUGUAAAGCUUUUGUGGUGACAAAAAAAUGCCAUUUUAUAACAUUUGUUAUUGUAUAAUGCAUUUCUACACCAGAACAUUAUGUUCAGACUUCCACUACAACUUCAGGGACCAGGAAAAAGAAAAACAGCACUGCUGCCAGUAAACAGCAAAGUAAAUAGUAACCUCCCCUUGCAUUAAACGUCUGGAUUGGUGGUGCUAUUAACCCUUUCAUGCAAUGUUGUCCAAGCUCUUAAGUGCUCUGGUCAUAGUGCUGUAUGUUGAUUAAAUUAGCCAUGAGACCCAACCAUAUCCAACAUGAACAUUUUAUUUUAAAAAGUUCAGGUUAACUAAUACAACCAUAGUAGAAGAGUCGUUAUACACUUAUUUCAAUGCUACAGUUCUGUUUUGGAUAAUGAAUUACAUUCAUAAUAUUUUAUAUUCAUUUACACUUGUAUUGACAUGAAAAUUAAAAAAGGUUAUUGAAAAUCCUUGAGUAGGAUGGAAUCAGGCACCACAGAAACCUGCAAAAAUUUAGAAAAAUGUGUAGUAAUCCAAUAGAUUAGCAUCAUAUCAGUUAAGUGGUGUGUUGGGUAUGUUUUAUUUAUAAGCCAUGGUCAUGACAUUCACAAACUCACUUACCGUUGUGGGCAACCCGCCUGUAUUUGCCAAGAAGACAGAUUUCUUGCUUCUUCUGUGUCACAAUAAUUUGGUCCUCAGGCCUCAAGCCAUUUGGGAGGCGGGAGAAAAUAAAGGAGUAGCCAUCCAGGCAUGUGCCAUCUGUGUCCAGCUCUCUGCAGGCAUAGUGCACGGCGUAGUUGUCAUAAUCGGUAUCAAUGACCCAGUGGUCAUCAU
Molecule: messenger RNA, 2915 nt
Organism: Ictalurus punctatus (channel catfish)
Lineage: Eukaryota; Metazoa; Chordata; Actinopteri; Siluriformes; Ictaluridae
Gene: cep55l
Product: centrosomal protein 55 like
Exons: 9
Coding region: 126-1520 (464 amino acids)
Biological process (GO): regulation of phosphatidylinositol 3-kinase/protein kinase B signal transduction; mitotic cytokinesis
Source: RefSeq, a predicted model, not a curated record